AUGAAUAUUUUCAAUAAUAUAUCUAAUCAGUUAAUUACACGUAUUACAAUGUCAAAUUGUGGUUUACAAACACUUCCAUGGUGUUUAUUUAAUUGUGUUAAAAAUUUAAAGGAAUUAGAUUUAAGUAAAAAUCGUAUUCGAAAUUUACCUAUACAACUACCGAAUGUUCCAAUGGCAUAUCGAUCAUGUCAAUCCGUCUCUACUUGUUGGACAUCUAGUUUGAUUUAUUUAGAUUUAUCAGAGAAUUGUUUGGACUAUUUGCCAUCAUGGUUAUUUGUCAAUAUGUAUGAAUAUGAACAAGGCAUCAUAUCGCUCUCCUGUAGAGGAAAACUAAACAAUGAUGAUGAUAAUAAUAAUGACAAUCUAAAAGAACAAUAUGCACAUGUUCUUACUGAAAAAACUAAGCUCAUUGAUUCCCAUCCUCUUCGUCGAUGUUAUUCAGAGACCUCAGUCAAUACCACUACUUCUUCAUUACACCAUACAACAGUGAUGCAUGAUUCAUUUGCACCAAAUCUAUUACAUUUAUUAUUGUCAAAAAAUCAGUUACGUGUACUACCACCGGAAGUAUGGACAGGCUCAUUAUGGUGUAAAUUAGAAUUUCUUGAUUUAAGUUGGAAUGAAAUUGCUUACUUACCAAUGCCGAAUUUAUUAAAAGUACAAUUUGAACAUUCACGACAAAUGUAUAAGCAAUCAUUAUAUAUAAAAACACAAUGCUUAAAAGCAACUAAUGAAUUCAAUUACAAUAUGCAAUUUCCAAACAAUAUUGAAGAAUUUGCAUUCAAUUUUAAUUCAGAAAGUAUUUCAUGUUUACCAACUGAUCAAUUGAUUACUACAAUAACAAAUUAUUAUCAACCUGUAGAAAAUUAUAUUACUAAUAAUACGAAGAAUUAUAAUGAUAAAUUAUUGAAAAGAAAAUCUGUUGACUGUUUUUAUCAAUAUGAACAACAUACAAGUCAUCUUACACAUCUUUUGUUACAUCAUAAUUGUCUUAAAACAUUACAAUUAACCAAUUCAAUAAACAGUUAUUCAACUCGUAUACAUUCAUCAAAAUUAUUACAAAAAAUAAGUCUUGCUCAAAUCUGUCCAAAUCUUCUAUAUUUAGAUGCUAGUUAUAAUUCCAUUGAGAAUUAUUUCGAUUUAUUUCUAUGUCCAGAAUCUAUGAUUUAUAUUGAUUUAAGUUAUAAUCAUAUGAAAAUCCCUGAUGAUGAUGAUCAUCAUCAUCAUCAUUAUCAAUAUGAUUCUCAAUCAUCCUCAUCAUCAAUAGUUUGUCAGUUUGAAACUCUUUUUAAAUCAUUUUCUGAUAAGAAUAAAUCCAGCUCCACAUCGUAUUCAUUACGUAAUUGGGAUUUAAAUAAAUUCCCAACGUGUAAUUAUUACUCAAAAUUGGAGCAUCUCAAUUUAAGAGGCAAUCAAUUUCACAUAUUCCCUUAUUGUUGUUAUACUAACACAUUAAUGAAUAAACUUAAUCAAACUAAGAUAUUCAAUGAAUUUCAACUGAUCAAAUCACUUUCAUUCGGUAUACAGCCAUCACAAGAAACAAAUCUGGGAUCAUCUUAUUUAAUGUCAACUAAAAAUGAAAUUGUUCUGUUAUUUCCAAAAUUGAAAACAUUAGACUUAGGUGAAAAUCCUUAUUUGAAAUGUAUCUGUCCUAGUCUAUUACAUUUAAUUAAUUUACAAUACCUUUCAUUGGAUUGUUGUAUAACAUUGUGCGAGCUACCGGGUGGUUUAUUUCGUUUGCCAAAUCUACAAAGUAUUUUACUAAAUAAAACACCAUUUGUUAAACAUUUAGCAACACUGAUCGAUCCUACCUUAAAACUAAACCAAGUUGUUGGAAUACAAGGCAAUAACAAUAAUGAUAAUGAUGUUAAUGAUUAUCCAAAUUUAAAUGAAAAAAUCUACACACGACGUAUACUUUCAUGUUUGAAAUCAGUAACAGAUCAAUCCUAUCCGUAUACUCGAUUUCGUGUAAUGGUUGUCGGUCCAACAGGAGUGGGUAAAACUACAUUAAUUCGUUUGUUACAAGCAUCUGAAACUGGGAAAUCUUCUUUUCAAACUAAUUUCAAUGAAAACCCAUUCGAAACUGAUUUGCAUACGCUAUCAUCAUCAUCAUCAUCAUCAUUGCGAUCUAAUGAAACUGAUAAGAUACCAGAUCAUCUCUUACCUUCAGUUCAAAUUACAAAUUUAACAAUAAGUCGUCCUAAUAACAGUAAACCUAAUGAAUCUAUUAACUCAAAUGUUUCAAGUGGAAUUACUAAUAAUAAUACUGAUAAUAAUCGUAAUUUUUGUGAGACAUUAUCAUUCAGUAUUUGGGAUUUAGAAAAAAGGGUGAACACCACAUCAUCUGUUAAUACUACUACUAAUGAUAAUGAUCAUUUCGGAAGUAGCAUAUCUGAUAUGUCGUCUGAAUUAGCUUAUCCAUCAGAAGUAAUAAUUAAUACUCAAUUGGGUAUACAUUGUCAAUUAACGAUAUAUUUAGUUCUGUGGAAUACAGUCGAUGGUUUAUUAGGAUUAAAUCGUAUUACCCCAUGGUUAAUGAAAAUCAAGUCAAUUAGUCCAAAUUGUCCAAUCAUAUUAAUCGGUACCUAUUCUGAUUACCUUUUAAAUCUAAACCAAACUAUAACUACUGAUAAUUCAUCUUCAAUUAAUAUCAGUAGUAUGAAUAAAUCAACAAAUUCCAAGCAUAAUAAUAAUAAUAAUCCUAAAUUUCAUUUCAAUCUAAUGGAUAACAUUGUUCGUAGUAGAUUUUUUACAAAUUCCGAUUUAAACGCAUAUGGAUUACCAUAUUUGUACAAUUAUAUGUUUAUAAAUUUAUCCAAUAUGAAUAUUAACCAUUCAGAAAGAUUACAAAACAGUAUAUAUGAAUUAGCUACAUUAAUUUAUAAUGCUGCUUAUCAUGUCAGUAUAACAAAUCGUACAGCUGAUGUAUUGUUGCCGAAUAUAUCUAUUGCUCCAAGUUUAUCUCAAUCAUUUUUACAAUUAUCAAUACCAAAAUUAUAUCACUUAGCUGAAAGUAUAACGCAGCAAUUAACUAUUGAAAUGUUGAAUGCACAAUUACCACCAAUUAUGGAAGUUGAUAAAUUUAUAUUCGAAUUGAAUAAAUGUCUUUCUAAUUUACUGCCUCAUCCGAUAAGAGUUUGCUUUUCAUCGAGUAAUGUUAAUAAUAAUAGUAAUAAUAACAGUAAUAAUAAUAACAAUGGUAGUGCUCCGGUUGAGUUAUUGUCCACAUCGUCGUCGUCAUCAUCAUCACCAUCGUCAUCUUCAUUAUAUGCAACUUCUUGUAUACAUGGAUUUUAUACUUAUUCUGAUAUAAAAAGUAUAUUAUUAUUUCUAAAUCAUAUUGGUACAAUUCUUUAUUUUAGUCAUCAUAAAUUAUUAAAAAAUUAUGUAUUUUUAUCACCUCAAUGGUUAUUGAAUACUUUAUUAAAAUUAAUGAUUAAUAUACAUAAUAAACAAUUAUGCGGUAUGUUUAAAAAUUAUUGUACAUUGAAAACAGAAUGGAUGAAUACUAACAACAUAAAACGACAAUAUCGUAAUGAAUCGGUAAAAUCAUCACCAGAUAUUAGUCGGUUACAGUAUCAAGUUAACAAUGAUAAUGAUAGUAAACCUAUUAAAUCUACUUAUAAUAUUCAUUUGAAACGUAAUUCAGCUGUUAUCAAUUCGUCUUACUUAACUGAUUUAAUUAAUUAUUUCAUGAGAACUAUGAAAACAAUCAAUGAUAAUACUAGCCAUGUCCACAUGACCAACAUUCAUGAUGUACCAUUGGAGGAAAUUUUUCUAGGAUUAUUUAAACAGUUUGGUUUAAUAGUAUCCAUUAUUAGUAAUGAUGAUUUAAAAUGUCAAAAAGUUGAUAACUUGAGAAUGAGAAAAACUAGAAAGCAUUUGUUAUUACUACCAUCAUUAUUAGCUGCGCGUUGUUUUCAACCAGGACGUUUACAUUCUUAUUUACAACCAGCAGUGAUUAGAUAUGAGGAGAACUACAUAUCUAUGAAACAAGGUUCAUGUCUUCGUUCUCAAUCACUUAGUGUUUCAACUUAUCGACCGAGGUAUACCGUACACCAAAAGCAGUCGAAAUCGCGACCUAUAAAUAAUGUGAAUACAGUUGAAAGUGGUAAUAAUAAUAAUAACAAUGAAAAGGCGAAUCAUCCUAGAUUAUCGCAGUUUUUAAGUUGGCGUGUUCAAACUUCGGUCAAUAAAGAAAUUGUUCGAUUAUAUGCUGUUACCUAUAUACCAUUUGGAUUUUGGACAGAAUUAAAUACAAGGUUAUUAAAUGAUUUAAGUCUACAUGAAAUUUGUGGACGCAUCUACAACUUAUCAAAAUUACCUUCUGAAUUAUUUCAACAAUUAUUAUGCAAUAAUUUACAACAGAAUGAUAACUUCAAAAAUUGUUGUCAAUAUAUAUGUUGCACCGGUAGUCAUAAUGAUCAUGGUAAUAUUGACAAUUGUCAUACAUGUAUGAAUAAUACAUCAUCACAAUGUAAUUUAAAGCCUGAAUGGACAGUAUGGAAACGUGGUAUGCGUUUGUCACUUGGUCAUGGUCAAAUCGGUUUAGCACGUUUACAACAAUUGACACGUGCCAAUUGUGCAUUGUUAAGAAAUCAAUCUUUCAAACAAUCAUUUCUGAAUUUUACCAACAAUCGACAAUUAUCAUCUUUGCGUUCUUUGGUUCCCUCCUGUUCUCCUCGUUCUUCGCCUUUUUCUUCUACUACAAAAACAAAUGAUAUAAUUUCAAAACUUCUUCCCCAGUCUUGUUAUUGUGAAGAAUGGGAUGAACCAUGUGCUAUAGUUGGUGAAGAAGUUAUGAAACAAAGUAAAAAAUCAAUAAUCGUUAAUCAAAAUAUUUCUAAUACAGAGAACAACUUCAUCUUGUCGAAUUUACCACUAAAUAAUGAUACUGUUUAUCGUAGUGGUGUUGUAGAAACAAUUAAACAUUCCUAUGAAGGACGUCGUUUACGGUUAAUGCACUGGGUAGUGCAAGACGAUCAAAAACAUGGAGAAUUUCAACCAUAUACUACGACGAUGAAAACAACAACAGAAUCAUCACCGUUAAGAACAACAGCUUGUCAGGAACGUACUGUAAAGACUGCAUCUGAUUUUAAAAUACAAUGUAAUCAUGGUUACCUAACUGAUCAAGAACAUGAUGCAUUCCAAAACUCAUGUCUUAUUGAAAUUUACUUACCAAACUUAAAUAUCUACUGGGAAUAUAAACAAACUGACAAAUGUUCAACUGUCAAUUCUAACCAAACACAUAAUCAUUUAGAAGUUAUUCAUUCUCUACGAAAUCAUUCUCAACUUCGACAAAAAAAUAGUUUAAGUCCAGAUUCUCGGGCAGUUGCUGAACUAUUAGCAAAAUUAGUCAACCAUAUUGACACAUUAUUAGAAGAUUGGUAUCCAGAUCUAGGAGCGAAAUUAAAUCAAUCUAAUGAAGGUGUUUAUUUAGUUGAACGUAUUAUUCCAUGUUGUGCCUGUCUUGCUACACCAAGCCGUCAUCUCAAUAAUUUUUUAAGACAGUCUCUUAGUUUUUCCACUGAUAACCAUCUCCAAAAUAUGAUGAAAAAUUCCUCUUCUAAUAGUAUCAUUAAUCAGUAUAAGGAAAUGGACAAAAACUUUAAUGGAAACAAGUAUUGUUUGAAUCAAUUAUCGUCAAACAAUAAGAAAUUAUCUAAAUCUGUUCAAUAUUUAAAUGAUACUGAGAAUGAACUGAAAUAUUCUUAUUUGAGCUCAUCUGUAUUAUCUGUACCAAAUGAUUUAUUCACUAAUGAGGAAUUAUUAAUGAAAUAUUCUUUGGACAUCAAAAAUUUCGAUGAUAAUAAUAAGAUGAUCACAGAGAAAUAUUUAGCACAUCAUAAUAUGUCCAAGAAUCGAUAUAAAAGAGCACAUUCAGCAGAUCCAUUAAAAAUGACCAACCGUAAUAAAAAUGAAAAUGGUAAUCAAAAUAAAUUAACCAAUCCAUCAACAACCUAUACAUCGUUUGUUUAUGGUAUCACUAUUAGUGAAUAUAUUCAUUGGUAUGUAAUGAGAAGUUCAAAUAAAAUAUUACAGCCUGGAGAAUUAUAUUGUCCUAUACAUUCAUCUGUUCAGUUAUGGGCUCCAGAUUUACAAUUUAAAGAUAUUCCUUCAACACUUUUCUUUUCUACUGAUCGUGUCUAUUUAUUGGAAUUUCUUGGACGUGGAGCUUUUGGUUCCAUAUUUAAAGGUUCUGUAAAUAAUUCAAAUCCAUCCAAACAACAACAAAUAGGACGAUUAUCAAAUAGAAUUUCACUCGAAACAGUCAAUCAAUUUAAUAACAAUCGUACCACAAAUUUCAUUCAUGAGGUAGCUGUAAAACUAUGUUCACCUAUUUAUCCUAAUUUAAAUAGUAAUAGAAGUAAUUGUUAUCCUAUGUUUAAUUCUAUCAACUCUGAGCGUAUCAAUUUAUCAUCAUCAUCAUUACAGCACAAGUGUUCUACGUCGAAUCUUUCCGAUGCUAUGUUUUUAUAUCGUCAAGAGCAACGUAGAUGGUUACAUAACCCAAUUGAAGCCUGUUUAACUGCUUAUCAGGAAAUUCGAGCUGAAUUAAAUAUCCUAUUAUCAAUUACAAGAAAUUCAUUGUAUUCUAAUCAAUAUUCUUUUCCAUCAUCAUUAUCAUCAUGGUCACCUUCAUUACCAUCAUCAUCAUUAUUACUAUAUCAUAAGAGUAGACGUACUAACAGAUUAUGUAAUAGUUAUUGUUUAAAAGAAAAACGAUCUAAUCAAAGUUGUUUUAAUAAAUGUUUACAAAAGAAUAAAUUAAAAGAUUUUAAUAAUAUGGACAAGAUAAAUUGUAUUAAUGAUAGUAAUAACUUACUUAUUUGUUAUGGAAUUAUUUAUCCUAAUCCUAUUGGAUUUUUAAUGCCAUUAUUACCAUUAGGCAAUUUAUCUGAUUAUUUCAAUUCCUUAUUAAUAUUAUAUCAAGAUUUAUUAAAGACAACAAUGAAUACAUCAUUCAUAACAACAAAUUAUAAUGAAUUAUUUAUUAAUCAUCCAUUACAUCCAAUCACUAUGAUGUUAAUAAUUAAUCAGAUAGCUAAAGGACUUGCAUAUCUUCAUUCUUUAUCUAUUGUUCAUCGUGAUGUAAAAUCGGAAAAUAUAUUAAUUUGGUCAAUACCAUCACCUUCUACAAUGAUGAUGAUGAUGAUGACGACAUCAUCAAUAUCGGAAUCAAAUGAUCAGAAUCCAUCCGAAGUACAUAUUGUACUGACUGAUUAUGGUGUAAGUCGAUUCAUGAGUGUACGUGACGAUGAUGAAGAUGGCAAUGGAUGUAGAGGAUAUGUUGGUACACCUGGUUAUAUGGCCCCUGAAAUUUUAGACUAUAUAGGUGAACAAACAUAUACUUCAAAGAUUGAUAUUUAUGCUAUGGGGAUUUUAUUAUGUGAAAUGAUUCAAUUAGAACAACCGUACAAAAAAUCAUCAUCGUCAUUUUAUCGUUUAGCUCAACAAGUUAUUUCAGGUGUACGUCCUGAUAUUCCACAACAUUUUAUUAAAUGUUGUCCUAUUGCAUUAAUCAAUUUAAUGACAUAUUGUUGGUCAUCCAAUUCAAAUAGACGACCAUCAGCUGAACAAAUUGUACAUUUAACUAAUUCAUAUCAAUUAUCUACUUCAUUAUUAUCAUUAUCCAAUGAAAUUAUUACUAAUCAUUGUAAUAAUAGUAAUAAGAGGACGAAGAAGAAGAAUAGAUCAAAUUCAUUAUCAAUUUAUCAAAAUGAUUUAAUGAACAAAUCAUUCAUUGAUAAAAAUAAUUGUUUUAGUCAUAUACAAUCGGUGUAUUCAAUUGAUUUUUUAAAAGUUGUAACUUGUGCUGUAAUUGACAAUAAUUACAAUUUAUGGCUUGGCGGUUUAUUAAUCAUUAUUCCUCUGGACAAUUUCUCCACAAAUUCAUCAUUGUUAUUAGCUUCUUGGCCAAAAAUUCAUAUAUUAAAACAAUAUUUUAAAAGGUUUAUAAACGAAUGUGACUUAUGCAUUAAACUAUCCGAUUGGCCAAUUCAUUUACGUAUAUUGAAUAUUAAUGUUGAUGAAGAGAUGAAAAUAGGACGCAAAGAUUCUGAUAUUUCACCUCUAUUAAUAACUUGUUUAACAUAUUUUGGUGAAUUAAGAAUAUAUAGAUCAAAUAAUCAAAAUUCUUUAAAGUAUAUUUGUCUUUUAAAAGUGCAACUGUCACAGUGUUGUUCUACAUUGAAUCGAAAUUUCACAUCGACUGGUAAUGAUAAUGACAAUAGAUGUGAAAAUCUUUUUCAAGAAAUUAAUAUGAUGCUUAGUUGUAUAAUGUAUGAUUAUAAUCAACAUAAAAUGAAUGAUCAAGAUUACAAUUCAUCCUUGUCACCAACAGUAUCAUCAUCAGCAGCAGCGGCAACAGCAUUAUCUAACAGAUGUAUUCACUUCAUAUUAUGCUUAUCAUUUCCACAAAUUUGUAUUAUAAAAAUUAAUAUUCAUUCUAGUUUAAUGUUGAAAUUUGAUCGACUUAUUUUUAUCGAUAUAGAUCAACCUGUUCAUUCAGGGAUUAUUCUUCCAGAAAUUUGUGGUUCUAAUAUUUGGCUUAGUCAAACUGGCAGUAAAUUAGUAUGUUAUGCAUGGAAUGAUUCAAAGUGUGAAAUUCAAUCCUCCUCUACACCAUUAUCAUCAUCAUCAUCAAGUUAUCUAAAAUUUUAUUCAUCCUGGUUUGUCCCUUCAUUGUUCAAUUCAGAAGCAUCUCUAGUAACUCACUUUUUGAUUGAAAAUUCAAAACUAACUAGUAAUCGUCCAGAACCUUUGGUGGAAGAUGUUGAUACAAGUAAACACGUUUGUGUUUGGACAUAUUUGGAACCAGAUGGAAAACUUGACUGUUGGUCAGCAUUUUCACAAACUCUAUUGAGAAGUAUCAGUUUAAUACAUCAAUUAGAUAAUGAUCUGUUCACAGAGAACCAUACAACAUUCGAAAUUAUUGGAUCAGUUAAUACAAUGGAAUGGCUUAAUUUAUCAUCAAGUAUUCUUUUAUUAACAACCCAUGGUUAUUUGAUUCAUAUUAACGUGAUGAAUACUAACAGUGUUACUAAUGUUGAUGGUAAUUCAAUGACAACUACCAAUGAUACUAAGAUGUUUAGAGCAACAACAACAACAUCAGCACAAACAUUUUCGUCUUCUACAUCCCCAUCAUCACGAUCAUUUUGUCAGUUAUUUCACUACCAUGGAUUAUUUUCAAAUAAAGAUUUCUCUUUAGUUAUUCCAUUAACAUCAUCAAUAUCAUUAUAUCAGACAAAUGUGAAACAUUUUCCAAAACGUAUUAUCACUAUAAGUAAAGGUUAUUUAGAUCCUUUAAAUUGGAUCAAUCAUCAUGUUUCAUCAUCAUCAGCUUCUUGUUCUCCUACUGAUUCUACAUCUUUUAAGAGGGAUUUCAUUGAAUUAACAAUGUCCAAUAACAACAAUAAUAUUGAUGAUUAUAAUAAUAAUCAUAUAAUUGAAUGUUUAAAUCAAGAGAAAUUUUAUCUCGUUAAAUUAUUUUCUGAUCAAUUUUUAUUUCCAUCAUAA
This is a messenger RNA of Schistosoma mattheei, 9516 nucleotides long. The record is from the annotation of a GenBank genome assembly. Lineage: Eukaryota; Metazoa; Platyhelminthes; Trematoda; Strigeidida; Schistosomatidae.